Molecule: messenger RNA, 903 nt
Organism: Jatropha curcas
Lineage: Eukaryota; Viridiplantae; Streptophyta; Magnoliopsida; Malpighiales; Euphorbiaceae
Product: putative serine/threonine-protein kinase PBL15
Biological process (GO): protein phosphorylation
Molecular function (GO): protein kinase activity; ATP binding
Source: RefSeq, a predicted model, not a curated record
GUAUAGUUCGUGUAGUUAAGGGAAUAGCCAAACAACAACUGCAUUGACAUAAGGAUGUUUAACUGUUACUACUGUGGACACAAUACUGAGGAUGAUUCAGGAGACAUAAUAGAGUUUACUGUGGAGGAAUUAAAUGCAUACACAGAUGUGUUUAGUGAAAGAAAAUUUAUAGGGCGGGGAGCAUUUGGUCCAGUCUAUCAUGGAAUCAUCUACGGAAGGAAUGAGAAGAAUGUUAACGGCCAAUAUGUAGCCGUUAAGUUCUCCCGCGAUAAAGCUGAAAGAGCAAGAACUCAGUGGCAAGCAGAAGUUCAGUACUUGCCAAGAGUACAACAUCAAAAUAUAAUCAAGCUUAUUGGCUACUGCGAAACUCAAGAAAGGUUCUAUCUUGUCUAUCCAUUCAUGCAAAAUGGGACUCUCACCACUAAAUUAUCAGGACUAGAUUGGAGACAGACCCUCAAAAUCAUCAAAGGAGUUGCAGGUGCUAUACAGAAGCUACAGGAUCAUGUGCCUCCACUUAUCCAUAGGGAUUUAAAGCUGGACAAUAUUUUGUUGGAUAAGGAUUUUAACCCCAAACUAUCUGAUUUUGGGAAUGUUACAUCAGAAGGAGAUCAUAUAGAGUCAGGAACCAAAGCUCAUGAUAUUUUCAGUUUUGGGGUGAUGGUAUUGCAACUAAUUAUGAAGGAGAAGAAAAGCUAUGGCAUUGGAUGUAAUUGGAACAUAAGCGAUUCGGCAAGAGCUUACUCUGCUAAUUCAAUAGAAUUAGUGCAUGCAAAAUUAACAAGCACAGGAUGCUCUAGACAGGCUGCCAAGCCAAUAGCAGAACUUGGAUUGGACUGUGUCAAUCCCAAACCAUCAGAACGCCCAACCAUUUCUCAAGUCCUGAAUGGACUUGAAAAUUUAUAG